AAAAGCCAAAUAAACAAAUCUCGAAAAACAAAAAUUCACCCAUCGCUGCGACAUGACAAUCAGUGGCAGCAUCGCCUUUAAUAUCGAUAUUCGGAUGAUAAUCUCUCCCACUGGUCAAACUCUAACUCGAUUUCUUCCAAAACCCCUCUCUUCUAUUCUCUCCAACGCCUCCAUUUCCACCUCAAUUCAUCGCUCUCUUCCUUCCCGCGAUAUGGAUAAUGGUGCCGGUCUUAGUUUGUAUCCACUGCAUCGGUGCAAAACAAUUCACUUGGUCAGGCAUGCGCAGGGGAUCCACAAUGUUGAUGGAGAGAAGAGUUAUAAAGCAUACAUGCGUCCUGAAUUUUUUGAUGCUCACAUUACACAGCUUGGAUGGCAGCAGAUUGAUAAUUUGCGUAAGCACGUUCAUGCAUCUGGUCUUUUGAGGAGGAUUGAGUUGGUUGUAACAUCUCCUUUGCUCAGGACUCUACAAACCACUGUUGGAGUAUUUGGUGGUGAAGGUUAUACAGCUGGAAUGGACGUGCUGCCGCUAAUGAUAGCAAAUGCAGGCAAUAGUGCACGAGCUGCAAUUUCAAGUCUAAACUGCCCGCCUAUUGUUGCUGUUGAGCUUUGUCGUGAACAUUUGGGAGUUCAUCCUUGUGAUAAGAGGAGAAACAUCAGUGACUAUCAAUUCCUCUUUCCUGCAGUUGACUUUUCACUGAUAGAAAGUGAUGAGGAUGUACUGUGGAAGGCCGAUGUUAGAGAGACAAAGGAAGAACUGGCAGCUAGAGGAUUGCAGUUCCUAAAUUGGCUGUGGACAAGGAAGGAGAAGGAGAUAGCCAUUGUUACUCAUAGUGGAUUCUUGUUUCAUACUUUAACUGCGUUUGGAAAUGACUGCCACCCUUUGGUGAAAAAGGAAAUAUGCAAGCACUUUGCAAAUUGUGAGCUUCGUUCCAUAAUCAUAGUUGAUAGAAGUAUGGCCGGGUCGGAUUUCUCAACGACUAAUUAUCCUGGAAAGAUACCUCUGGGACUGGACAUGCCUAGUGAUGGCGUGGACGAUAAAAGCAUGAUGGAAGAAAAACAACUAGCUGACUCUGACCCAAAGGAAAACGAAAAGAUGUAAGUCUGAUACGGCUAUAGACAGAGGGAAUAUUCAAAUGUUGAGAGUCAAUUAUACAAACAAGUAUUUUGGAACUGCCUUAUCUAGACUCAAUGCAGCACACGCUUAUUUAUUUACUUGAAAUAUCUACACUUCAAGAAAAUUGUGCUUGGAGGAUUUAUCCAACCCUGAACAGGUGACAUCCAUUAUCUUGCAGCAGAGCAACAAAGUUUACACUAAAUAUAUGAAUAUUCCUUUUUCUUAUU
Messenger RNA from Momordica charantia (bitter melon), 1341 nucleotides. The record is from RefSeq and is a predicted model, not a curated record. NCBI's taxonomy places the organism in Eukaryota, Viridiplantae, Streptophyta, Magnoliopsida, Cucurbitales, Cucurbitaceae.